AUGAGAAUCAGCAAAAAGAUUGAGCAGUCCAGCAAGGAGGGCAAAAUAUGGUGGUCAUUCGAGUAUUUUCCGCCUCGGACAGCUCAGGGUCUGGAAAACUUGAUUGAUCGUAUAAAGCGCAUGACCUCAUUGGGCCCAGAAUUCAUUGACAUUACAUGGAACGCUGGUGGCCGGACGUCUGAUCUCACUUCACAUAUGGUGAAGACGUGUCAAAGCUCGGUGGGUAUAGAAACAUGCAUGCACUUGACGUGUACGAACAUGCCUAAAGAAAAAGUUGACAUUGCUCUCCGGGAAGCAAAAAAAUCCGGUUGUCGCAACGUCUUGGCCCUUCGUGGUGACCCACCCCAAGGAAAGGAUGAGUGGGAAGCAGUCGAGGGUGGUUUCGUGCAUGGUAUUGACCUAGUCAAGCACAUCCACAACGAGUACGGGGACUACUUCGAUAUCGCAGUGGCCGGUUUUCCUCAGUUCCAUCUCCUCCCGCCCAAAGAACGCGACCUCGAGAUGAAGUACCUUAAGGAGAAAAUUGAUGCAGGCGUCAACUUCAUUUUCACGCAGAUGUUCUACGAUGUCGAUCUCUUCAUCGGCUGGGUGAAUGCAGUCAGAGCAGCUGGAAUCACAAUACCAAUCGUUCCUGGUAUUGCUCCUAUUCAAACGUGGAAUGGCUUUUUGAAGGCGACGUCUCUUGCGAACACCAAGAUUCCGCAAUCUUUCUGGGACGCUUUAGAGCCCCAUAAAAACGACGACCAGAAGGUUCGGGAGAUUGGAACUAAGCUCGUAGCAGAAAUGUGCCGGAAGAUUCUCGCAGCUGGCCUCGGUAUCCAGGGUCUUCACUUUUAUACCAUGAACUUGGAGAAGGGAACGAAGAUGUUGCUGGAGGAGCUGAGCCUCAUGCCUCGUGUAGAGACUAUCAAGCCUUUGCCCUGGAGACAAUCGCUGACACCAAACCGACGGCAAGAAAACAUCCGUCCUAUUUUCUGGGCGAAUCGGGCCGAAUCAUACCUUUCGCGUACUGAGGACUGGGAUGAGUUCCCCAAUGGACGGUUUGGUGACUCACGGAGUCCAGCGUAUGGCGAACUCGAUGGAUACGGCAUCUGGCUCAAACAAACGAAAGAGGAAGCUCUGAAACUUUGGGGAGAACCAAAGACGUUCGCAGAAGUCGCAUCAUUAUUUAGUCGGUUCUGUUUGGGUGAUCUCAAUGCUCUCCCGUGGUCAAAUCAAGCAGCGUCUUCCGAGACCUCCGUCAUCGCCUCGCAACUCGCCAAAAUGAACGAACUUGGCUUCUUGACGAUCAACUCUCAGCCUGCCGUCAAUGGCGCAAGGAGCGACGACCUACAGUUUGGUUGGGGUCCAAGUAAUGGGUACGUGUACCAGAAGGCGUAUCUUGAAUUCUUUGUCGGCCCUCGAUUACUCGAAAUCCUGCUCUCCCACAUCGACCGCGACAGCAAUAUGACGUACUAUGUCAUCAACAAGCAAGGUGACCUGAGGACGAACACUCAUUCCGACGGACCUAACGCUGUCACAUGGGGCGUUUUCCCUGGCAAGGAGAUUGUUCAACCGACAGUUGUCGAGGCUCUGAGCUUCAUGGCGUGGAAGGACGAAGCAUACGAACUAGGUGUUAAGUGGGCCAACGUUUACGAGGCAGAGACGCCAUCACGCAAGCUCAUGAUGGAGGUCUUCGAAUCAUCAUACCUCGUCAACGUCGUCCAUAACGAUUUCAAGGAUCCACAAGCCAUCUUUGAGCCCUUCUUCAAGGCAGGCGCUGAGUACGCAGCUCAACACACCAACGGCUCUGCUGCACCCCAGGCGCUUGCAAACUAG
Messenger RNA from Suillus clintonianus, 1818 nucleotides. Its product is annotated as methylenetetrahydrofolate reductase-domain-containing protein. The coding region runs from base 1 to 1818 and encodes 605 amino acids. Gene Ontology annotation, cellular component: cytosol. Lineage: Eukaryota; Fungi; Basidiomycota; Agaricomycetes; Boletales; Suillaceae. The record is from RefSeq and is a predicted model, not a curated record. Gene Ontology annotation, biological process: tetrahydrofolate interconversion. The transcript has 8 exons. Gene Ontology annotation, molecular function: methylenetetrahydrofolate reductase [NAD(P)H] activity; FAD binding.